Molecule: messenger RNA, 3415 nt
Organism: Anoplopoma fimbria (sablefish)
Lineage: Eukaryota; Metazoa; Chordata; Actinopteri; Perciformes; Anoplopomatidae
Product: cyclin-dependent kinase-like 5
Biological process (GO): positive regulation of axon extension; regulation of dendrite development; protein phosphorylation
Cellular component (GO): dendrite cytoplasm; nucleus
Molecular function (GO): protein kinase activity; ATP binding
Source: RefSeq, a predicted model, not a curated record
GCUGCUGCAAUGAAAACACCUCGUCGGUGGGUGGAUGUACGGGCCCGGGUCCAGCUCUCUCUCCCCAAACACUGACCGAGUAACCACUGAAGAAGGCAUGUGGUGGAUAUUAUGGCUCGCAGCCGGCACGCGACCCUCCGGAGCCGACAGCCGGCCACCUCACACCGUCCUGUAGCCGAGCCCGAGCUCCAUGAACCGCACGCCACGGACCUUUUGACUUCAUGAAGAUCCCCAACAUCGGUGAUGUGAUGAAUAAAUUUGAAGUCCUUGGGAUUGUGGGUGAAGGUGCCUAUGGUGUUGUUUUGAAGUGCCGACACAAGGACACCAAUGAAAUCGUGGCCAUCAAGAAGUUCAAGGACAGCGAAGAAAAUGAGGAGGUUAAAGAAACGACGCUGCGGGAGCUCAAGAUGCUCCGAACGCUUAAACAGGAAAACAUCGUGGAGUUGAAAGAGGCGUUCCGAAGACGAGGGAAGCUUUAUCUCGUCUUUGAGUAUGUGGAGAAGAACAUGCUGGAGCUUUUGGAGGAGUUACCCAACGGUGUGCCGACCGACAAAGCACGCAGCUACAUCUACCAGUUAAUCAGAGCGAUUCACUGGUGCCACAAACACGACAUCGUUCACCGAGACAUAAAGCCAGAAAACCUUCUCAUCAGCUCCGAAGACGUCCUCAAGCUCUGCGACUUCGGCUUUGCACGAAAUCUGUCCGAGGGGACGGAUGCCAAUUACACCGAGUACGUGGCCACGAGAUGGUAUCGCUCUCCAGAGCUCCUGCUAGGGGCUCCCUACGGGAAGGCCGUGGACAUGUGGUCGGUGGGCUGCAUCCUGGGCGAGCUGAGCGACGGCCAGCCUCUGUUCCCGGGAGAGAGCGAGAUCGACCAGCUCUUCACCAUCCAGAAGGUGUUGGGACCGCUGCCGCCGGAGCAGAUGAAGCUCUUCUACAACAACCCUCGCUUCCACGGGCUUCGGUUCCCUGCUGUGAAUCACCCCCAAACGUUGGAGCGUAGAUACCUGGGGAUCAUCGGUGGAGCCCUGUUGGACCUGCUGAAGAACCUGCUGCUGCUGAACCCGACGGAGCGCUUUCUCACCGAGCAGAGCCUGAACCACCACGCCUUCCAGACCCUGCGCCUCGUGGAGCGGCCCGGCCCGCCCACGCCGACACCUGUACGCUCCUCCAAGAGGAAACCUCACCAUGGAGACAACACCACCCCCAGCAGGAGCCAUGCGGGGAAGAGCUCAGGAAGCCAUCGCUCCAGCAGCAGAGAGUGCUCCAGCUUGCCCCGGCACGAAGACCUCCACCCUUCCAACGACGGCUUCCUCAACGGCAACAUGCCCACAGCGAUCAACCUCAGUCCCACGCUGCAUCCCAAGAACUACCAGCAGCAGAUCUUCAACCACGCCACCUCGUGCACCGUGGACCUGGCCAGCAGCAACCUGCCUCACCUGCUCAGCCCCGGCGAAGCCAAGGGCAAGGGCGAACUCGGGUCCAAGGUGUCCGACGGCCCCGGAGCCAAGUACCUCAAAUCCAACUUCCGUUCACAGCAGAACCGCCACUCCUUCGUGGAGGGGAAGACCAACACGCUCCAGUCGGGGGAGAAACACGGUCGACACAGCUACAUGGAGUCCCACAGCUCCACGCCGAGCUCCAAGUUCGCCUACCUUAACCUGUCCAAGAGCUACGGCACACUGAGCGACGCCAAGUCGGUGGGGAACUUAAACGAUGUGCACCUUUAUGCCGACGAGCCCACAGCUCGCUAUUUCCCCUCGAGCUGCCUGGACCUCACGGCGCCGAGCAGCCCGGCAGCCCGACGGGUGGACAGACUCGGACCCGGGACGGCCAACAGAGGAAGUACGCGUUCAGAGAGAGAGAGCAACACCCUGGACUCGUCCUACAGGCGCUCCUCUGCCCGACACAAGUCCUCAGAGGACGCCAAGUCGGCGGACGCCCUUGACCCGGGGGAGAGCGGCGUGGAAAGAGGCCACGCCCACUCCCUCUCCGCCCCGCACGACCCUCUGUCUUACGCCCAGGGUUACACAAGCCCCUUCUCCUCCCAGCAGCGUCCCCACCGCCACUCCAUGUACGUGAGGAGGGACCACCAGAGGACCCACGGGGCGGAGGAGGGCCUGGUGGUGGGGCAGGGCCUUCCCACCAGAGCCAGCAGCCUCCAGCUCCUGUCUCCACAGCUGCAGCACCGCACGCUGCCUCGCCACUCGGGGGGCUCCGCCUCCAGAGAGGAAGACAUGAGCAGGAGCGAGCAGCCCCCCGCCGACGUCCCCCACAGCAGACCCCCAAUCAGGGACUCUACCCGGGACAACACAGCCUCCUUUCACACACAGCGGCAAAAAAGCGAGGUCGGCUUAUAUCAUGAGCAGCAAACAGAAGACGGGGGCUCCUCCAAAGAGAACCGCAACAUCUACAGUGAAUCCAUGCCGAGGAGGGUGGGCAGCUUCUACAGAGUCCCUUCUCCCCGGCCAGACAACUCCUUCCACGACAGCCGAGGUCAGAGCCGGAGCUCCGGUCUGUCGGGGGACGGCAGCAGUUUGACCAACCACUCCAAACGUCAGCCGACCUUUGACCCCUGGACUGGCCCAGAUACCGUCGUUCUGAACCCAUCUGAGCCGUCCAAAGAAAAGGAGAAGCAGGGUUUCUUCAGAGCAAUGAAGAAGAAAAAGAAAAAAUCUCAAAUGAUGCAGGUCCCUGAGGGAAGACCUCCCGUCAUCAAGAAAUAUCUUUUCCCUCUGUUUAGCCCCAAGAAUAACAUAAAGCAUAGCUCCUCUGUGAGAGUCCUCCCCGUAGUGUCCUCUCCCAUGGUUCCCAGUGAAGGCGUGGACACGGUCAUCCAGAAGUCCUCCAGGUCCUCCGGCCACCAGAGCAGCCGCCACAGGACCCGGGACAAGAGCAGAGACCGGGACCAGGACCGGGACCGGGACAAGGACUGGGUUCCUGAGAAACUGUCCGAUUCACACUCUCCUAGUCAGCCGCUGAAGUCUCUGCGUAAACUCCUGCACCUCUCGUCCUCGUCCUCCAACCAGACGGCGCAGUCCGACAUGCGCUACCAGCCGCUGCCCAAUCCGGCCUCGGCUCAGGGCGGCUUCACGGAGGGCCGGGGUCACGCGGGGGUCAGCACCCCCCAGCUGAAGAGCCGACAGGCGGCCUACCCGAUGCCCGGGCAGCUGGAGUCCGGCUGGCACCCGUCGGCCCUGGGACCCGAGGGAAACCCCUACCCGGAGCAGAUGGGCAUCAAGGGGGAGAACGGGCACGGCUUCGGACGGCCCUCCAGGUCUCGUCUGCCAAACCUCAACGACCUGAAGGAGACGGCUCUGUGAUCUCCUCCAUCGCCCCACGGCUCAGAUCAGACUCCUCUGUUUACCCUCUGUUGCUCCUACACGUCCAUUAUGUAACAGUACACACACACACA